AUGACGAUCUAUGGUAUUGUUAAAGAGCACGAGGUGGGAUCUGCUGUUGCUGUUGUGGCUGUUGCUGCUGCAGCUGGUGCUGCUGUUGUUGGUGAUGCUGGUGCUGCUGCUGUUGUGGCUGCUGCUGCUGUUGAGGCUACUGAUGUUGCCACCCAGAAAAUUCGUAUUCUUCUUUCAGAGGAGGGAACUGCACGUGCUACUACUGCGCAUUCACUGUCCAGAGAAGACGGACCUUCUGAAGUGGGACCGAUUCAAAGUCAGAUGUUCGUUGUCAACACUUUCUUCUUACUGUUGCUUUUGGGGAUUCAGAUACAGCGGAAGGGUAUACAUGCCCGACCAUCGUCGGACAUUCGAAGAAGUUGUCCUUCUACAGGCAUUCCACAAGGUUCUCAGAGGGGAGUUAAUGUCAGACACGACAAAAAGCCAGUAUUUAAGAUAGAUGUUGGUGGAAUACACAAAUAUGGAUACCAAUCAGGACAACAAUAUGAAAUCAAUGUUUUGGCGCAAGACCCCAAUAAACAGUUUGGAGAUGUUCUGCUCUGGUUGCAAACAGAAUCGUAUAGAUGCAAAGUUGGAGAACUCGGUGCAACCAAGGGGUUAUAUCUACAGCCAGAAAACUGUCCACACAUGGUUUUCAAGGAUACGAAACCGACGGAAUAUAAAUUUACAUUCAAGUGGACGGCACCUGCUUGUGGCUGCAUACUUAUCAGAGCUCGUGUGGAAUCUGCUGACAAAAGCGUUUAUUUUAUGGAAGAUGAAGAUGUCGUUAAUGGUUACCUGACCAAAAGAAUCUGCCCCCAAGAAGGUUCGGUGACAUUAAAACAGAUGUCAAAACGAGAGAAAUACAAGCUUCUCUGCGAAGUUACAAAAGGUGCUACAGCUGAUGACAUUGCCAGACGGACGUAUGUCCAAACGAGAAGAAAGGUGGACUUUACCAAGAUGCCAAUGAUUGAACAAGAAGCUUGGAUACUGGCCUUCGACCAAAGAAUCUUUGAAGUACAGCAGUGUUGUAAAAUGAUUCCCUCUGAGCAAGAGGACUGUUUAUCUGAUGUCAGACGCCACAGGAUAGACAAAUUUUGCGCUUAUGGGGAGUCCAUUGUACCUUUUACUGAUAAAAGAAGAGAUUUCAUGAUCAGGAGGCAGGAUGAAUGCUGCUGGAGGCUAGGCGAAGGGAGGUACCAAUGUUUUUCAAGCGGCCCUAUGAUGGACGGUACAGGUCGCCAUGUUGAUGCCAUGGAUAACAUGGACGAAUCGGACCCUAUUAAUGAUUUGGAGGAUUUCCGAACAGAAAUUGGUUACAAGCUUGUACAAUCAAAAGCUAAUAUGGACGGUGACCUUCAAGACAACCAAAUUGUCUUGACAACGAACGAACCAAAGAAUGAGGACAACAUUCAGUCAAUUGACAAGAAGGAUAAUAAAGAAAUUCACCAUGAUGAAAGUUUUAAGAAAAAUAUAACAGAUGAUUACGACAUUGACGAUGAAAGUGACGAAAAAGAAAACGUCGACGAAAGCGAAAACUUAUCCAAGGAAGAAAAACAAACGAACAACAAGCAUAAAGCUGAUUUAGAUGAAACAACUGUUAAACUUGUUACAAGUCCGUCACGACAAAAGAAAGACUUCACUACUUCGGCAUCAACUUUUACAACGGAAACAUCCGAAGUGUUGAAGAGAAAAUUCCAAAGAACUAAGACAAAACUUGAGUGUUGUGAUCUGGGAAAGAAGUAUGGUAUUAGAUACGUCAAUGGCGAUGCUUGGAACAGGUGUGAGAACGAGGCUCACGUUACAGCAAAACCAUACAAAGCGGGAAAGAGACGAUGUAAAAACUUCUUUAUGCGCUGCUGCAUUGAACAUUCAAAAAGGACACUUGUAGACGUUGACGAUGACUCAGAUGACAGUGAAGAUGAUAAGGAAAUCGAUGAACUAGAUGAAAGCAAACAAACUUUGUACGAAAAUGAAAACAAUGAAAAGGCAAUAACAAAUGACAAUGAUGAGAAAUUAACGGACGAUGAAAGUGUCGAGGGCAAUAAUGAUAUCAAUGAUAAAUCACGAAGACGACGAAAAAACAAAAACAAUCGUAAAAGAAGGAGACGAAAUAAAAAUAAGAAAUCAAGGAGUGAAAAAUCAAGAAAACGAAUCUGACAUUUCAACUUUCUUUAUAGUGGCAUUAUAUUGGAUACUCUAAUUUAUUUUCUUCAAUGAACCAUGGUGUACAUUUAAUUCAUUAUUUAUUUAGCAAAUGCAAAAUAUUUGUAUUUGCUCACCUGGGUUCAGCGAUAAGCUAGGGCUAUUCUAUAAAACUUUGUACUAAAUUUCCUAAUUUGAAAUUUGAAACGUAUGUAUUCAAAAGAAGUUUUCAAUGAGAUUGACAUAAGACAUGAGAUUAAAAGAGAUAGUGAGCGUGAAAAUGAGAAAGAAAGAAAGAGACCAGACAAGAGGGAGAGAGUGAAUGAGCGAGUUAGAAUUGGAGAAUACAUGAAUCAGUGGGAAAGAACGCGUGCGUGAGUAAGUAAUAGGGAGAGAGCAACAGUGUUAAAAACUUUUACUUUAUUGUUUU
Mytilus californianus (California mussel) is the source of this 2554-nucleotide messenger RNA. RefSeq lists its product as uncharacterized. Lineage: Eukaryota; Metazoa; Mollusca; Bivalvia; Mytilida; Mytilidae. The transcript has 12 exons. Bases 1 to 2139 code for a protein of 712 amino acids. The record is from RefSeq and is a predicted model, not a curated record.